GGAAAAGUACGCAGCCAACAAAUCGGUCCGCUGUCAGGGAAAAGGUGAGCCGAAAACAAAAUCACUGUUUGUACACAAACCCAAACAAUCCACACCGCGGUGGCACCACAAUCGCGUUAAUGCCACGAGUGUGAACAAUGUUGCCGCAUAGCAGCUUCUAGCGCGUUACGAAAUCACACCCUCUUCCUGGAUGCAGCUAUUCUAGGGCGGUUGAGAAACAAUCGCGAUCUCCCUGUACCAUCCGUACUCCCUAACCGGAACCGUCCUUCCUGCAAGAUGGCAAAGAAUUGGAUGACUAGAACGAAGAAAAAGUUUCUCCGGCUUCACCCGGCGUGGCGCGUGUACGUGAUCCUGCUCGGCCUGCUGGUGCUGUACAACGAGGUGCUAAUUUAUGUGUUGCAAAAGUUCAAGUGGUCAAAUAUUUAUUGUAAAGAAGCUGACUGUGUAAGGAUUUUGCUUGUAGCGGAUCCACAGAUUCUGGGCAAAACGUUCGACACACACUUCUAUGCCGGGUUGGCCAACUAUGACUCGGACCGUUACCUGGCCUGGUACUACGAGCAGGCGGUCGAGCAUGUGCAGCCAGAUGUGAUCAUCUUUCUUGGCGAUCUGAUGGACGAGGGCACGGAUUCAACCGAGAUGCAUUUCGAGGAGUACUACACACGCUUCGGAGCGAUCUUUCCCACUCAUCCGACCGCGAGGUCGAUCUACAUACCGGGCGAUAACGAUAUCGGCGGUGAGGGUCGGCAGCCGCUGAAUCCGAUUGCGAAGCGGCGGUUCCGUCAGUACUUCUCCGAGCGUCCGGCAUGGGUGAUUAACGACAAUCUCACGAUUUACAACAUCAAUCGGAUAACGCUGGAAAUGACGUUGAACGAUCCGCGCAUGGUGGACAGCACUGGGUCGGACGUUUCCGAUCGCUACCUGCGGAUAUUCGUCAGCCAUAUGCCGGUGCUGGAUGUGCCGUCCAGCUUCACCUACACGGCGAUACACAACCUGAAGCCGAACGUGAUCUUUUCGGCCCAUCUGCACGUGUCGCAGUUUGCGCGCAUACACCGCAGCCGGCUGAAAACGGUCCAGUAUAAGCCGCUGAGCCAGGACAAGCGUACGGCGUACAAGGUGCAUUCGUUCGAUCUGAGCUACCAUCAGGAUACGCAGGAGCUGCUGGAAAUCAUCGUCCCGACGUGCUCGUACCGGAUGAGUGUACCGGACAUUGGGUACGGUUAUGCGGCCAUUGAUGGCACCACACUGAAGUACACCGUGCUGUGGACGACACGGCGCUUCUAUCAACUGAUCUCGUACGUGGUGAUGUUUGCCGUACCGUUUGGGCUGGGUGUGCUGUAUCUUCUGGUGAAAUUUGUACGCGAACACUGCACCUGUCGGCCACGGUAUGAACGAUUGCCGAAGUAACACCCGGACCGGUAAGGUAGGUAGGUAGGUAGGCGGCUCGUGUACUUGUGCAAUUAUGUGGCGAGGCAGUUAGCGAAUAAAUUAUGAACGUGAAGCAAUGUUUUUCUACAAA
Anopheles gambiae (African malaria mosquito) is the source of this 1516-nucleotide messenger RNA. RefSeq lists its product as uncharacterized. Gene Ontology annotation, molecular function: hydrolase activity. NCBI's taxonomy places the organism in Eukaryota, Metazoa, Arthropoda, Insecta, Diptera, Culicidae. Gene Ontology annotation, biological process: GPI anchor biosynthetic process. Gene Ontology annotation, cellular component: endoplasmic reticulum. The transcript is spliced from 4 exons. Bases 277 to 1404 code for a protein of 375 amino acids. The record is from RefSeq and is a predicted model, not a curated record.